AUGGUUUAUACCUGUAACUCGUGUAACUUGGCGUUCGAAGAUGCCACAAACCAAAGGGAUCAUAUGAAAGGCGACUGGCACAGAUAUAACUUAAAGAGGAGAGUAGCUCAAUUACCUCCUGUUGAUGAAGAGUCCUUCAAUCUUAAAGUCUCAGCAACAAGUCAAGAAUCAAAUGACUCAGAAAAGUCUAACAAGAAAGCAGAAAGGAGAAGAAAGAAGGAAGAGAUUUUGGAACAGAAGCGUAAGAUUCUUGAAACAGCUAGAAGAGCAAUGCAGCAAAAACAAGAUGCACAGUUAAUGAGUGGAAUGGAAGAGCUUGGGUUGGAGGUGUCAGAUCCAAUUUUUAUUCAAGAGCAACCAAAGGAUACCUUGUCAUCUGAGGAACUCGAAGAACAGUUAUAUAAGGAAAAAGAGAAGAAUCGUGUUGAUAUACCGCCAAGUACUUGUUUAUUCUGUCAUCCAAAGGAAAGGGCAGAUUUUGCAACUGUUGACGAAAGCAUCGAACAUAUGUUCCAAAAGCAUGGAUUAUAUGUUCCAGAAAUAAAAUACUUAGUGGACAAAGAAGGAUUAAUCAGAUAUCUUGGAGAGAAGAUAGGGUUUGGUAACAUUUGUUUGUGCUGUAAUUAUCAAGGAAGAAAUGUAGAGGCGGUGAGGGAGCACAUGAAGGUUAAGAGACAUAUGAGAAUACCAUACGAAUCUGAAGAUGAGAAGCUUGAGAUAUCUGAGUUUUACGACUUUUCUUCUACAUACAAUGACUUUUUUAAAGCUGAGGAUUUGAUAGGUGAAAAUGAUGGUGAUGAUUGGGAAGACAUUUCAGGAGAGGAAGGGGAGUACAAUUCUGACGAAGACUUACCCGAGAAAGAUGCAGGUGCUAUAGUCCAAAACGGGUUUGAGUUGAUUUUACCUACUGGUAAGGUAUUGGGACAUAGAAGCUUGCAGAGGUACUUCAAACAAAACUUGCCACCCGAAAGAGAGUUGAGUGAAGGCCAAGGGACAAUAGUAGCAGCUGAAGACAGACAUAUGUUGAAUGUUAGAGAUAAGAAAGAAUUUGGUACUCAGAAGUUGGCUUGGAGACUGGAACAGUAUAAUGCUAAAUUUUAUGAAAAGAAGGCCGCCAAGAACGCCAAUAAUCAAAUGCAUUAUAGAGACCAGUUGUUGCAAUAG
Molecule: messenger RNA, 1164 nt
Organism: Yamadazyma tenuis ATCC 10573
Lineage: Eukaryota; Fungi; Ascomycota; Pichiomycetes; Serinales; Debaryomycetaceae
Gene: REI1
Product: Rei1p
Biological process (GO): ribosomal large subunit biogenesis
Cellular component (GO): preribosome, large subunit precursor
Source: RefSeq, a predicted model, not a curated record